AGCCAUUUUGCCGUUCCAGGCUUUUAGUCGAGGGCAUGCCCUGAAGGGGCCGCUCGAGCCAUGGCUAAAGCCCCCUUGGAGCGGGGAAGGGCCGAGCUUCCGGACUUCGAGGCCGCAGAACCGGGAAAGGAGUCAGAUCCGUGGCUGCGGAGCAUCGACGCCAUCGUGGCACGGCGCCAGGAGGAGCUCUUCUGCCGCCUGCACACGCUGCUGGCGAAGCCGGCGCCGCCACUGCCGGAACAGGAGCGGGCUGAGAGCCUAGAACGUCCCAGGCUCAGCACCAGCGACUCCGAACUCCCCGAGCUCGGCAACAUCGAGCGCGUGUCGCGGAGGGAGCAUCCCACCAAGACAAAGAAGCGGUGCCAGGUCAAUGCCAUGCCACUGCUGGAAGAGGAGGAGUACGAGGCUCUGGCGGACGAGCGUUCCAAGCUCCGGGCCGCACGCACCGCGAGCACGGGCAUGGAGGAGCCGGAGGAGGAGAAGAAGGCGCGCUGGAGCAGCGGCCUCGCGCAGGUGGUGAACUCCAAGAACUUCGAAGGUGUUUUUGCGGCAGUCAUCGUCAGCAACUGCAUCUUUCUAGGAUUGGACCUUGAGUAUGCAGCCCAGAACAUGGUGUCCACCCUGCCCUGGGGCUUCAAGGCCCUGGAUUACACCUACGCGGUGCUCUUCGCCAUCGAGCUGAUUCUGAAGAUCUGUGUGCACGGCUGGAGCUUCUUCUACAUCCAGGACCGCUCCCUGAUGUUCUGGAAUUACCUGGACCUCACCAUCGUGACCACCAGCGUGGUGGAGCUGAUCUUCGACAUCGUCCUGAUCUUCGAGGAGGACGACGGCAGCGCGGAGCGAAGGGGCGCGCCCACCAACCUCAUCCGCAUCGUGCGCAUCGUGCGGGUGCUGCGGGUGAUGCGAGUCAUCAAGGUGGUAAAGUUCAUCUCCGGGCUGACCUCCUUGGUGUCCUCCAUCCUCUCCACUUUGAAGUCACUGUUCUGGAGCUUGGUGUUGCUACUGAUGGUCAUCUACGUGUUUGGGAUCCUCUUCACGGACACGGCCAUCAGUCACAUCCUCUUCGUGGAGGACGAGGAGUCCGCGCUGGGCGACACCACGCUGGAGGAGCUGAAGCGACACUUCGGGUCUUUGCACCUGUCCAUGCACACGCUCUUCCGCUGCGUCACCGGCGGCACCGACUGGGGGGACAUGGCCGCGCUGCUGAUCACGGUGGACUGGGCCUGGGGCUAUCUCUUUACCGGCUACAUUGCGUUUUCAUACUUUGCGGUUUUGAACGUCAUGACUGCGGUCUUCUGCCAGCGUGCCAUUGAAAGCGCGGAGCAGGACGAACAGAACAUCAUGCAGAGGUUUGUGGACGACCAAGCGCGGCACCGGAGUCGCAUCGAGCAGCUCUUCCACACCUUCGACGGCAUCGAGAAGGAUGGGGCGAUCACGCUCAGCGAGAUGGAGCAUUUCUUCGACCACGAGGAGGUCCGUGCCAUGUUUCAGUCCUUGGACCUCACUGCGCGGGAUUCCUGGACCCUCUUCAAGCUGCUGGAUGAGGAGGGCAACGGAGACAUUAACCUUCCGGAGUUCAUGGAUGGCUGCAUGCGCCUCCGUGGCCCUGCCAAGGCGCUGGACAUCGCCUGCGUCAUGGACGAGAGCCGUCGCAUCAAGCGCAAGAUGAUGGUCACGGACUACCGCAUCCGGGAUAUGGAGCGAAUGGUGACCGCGCUCCGAGAAAGAACGGGGGGCAGCGGGAACGGCGAAGAAGCGCAGGCAGCUCCGGAUCCAGGUGCCAUCGCGGUGAACGACAAGGUGCUGCGGCCCGAGGAUCCUUUCUUCGAGGACCUCGCCUACGAUGUGGGCCCACACCUCGAUUUCCUCCAGCCCCACCUCUUACUGCCCGGGGCUCUGACCUGAGCGAAAGGCCGAUGGCCCGGCCGAGCGCCAGCGCAACCGGUAAACCAACCUGGCGA
Messenger RNA from Effrenium voratum, 1961 nucleotides. The record is from the annotation of a GenBank genome assembly. Lineage: Eukaryota; Dinophyceae; Suessiales; Symbiodiniaceae.